This is a messenger RNA of Striga asiatica, 1128 nucleotides long. The record is from the annotation of a GenBank genome assembly. NCBI's taxonomy places the organism in Eukaryota, Viridiplantae, Streptophyta, Magnoliopsida, Lamiales, Orobanchaceae.
AUGGCUACUGCGAAAUCCGCCGUUUGUUUGCUGCUUAUUUUGUCGUGCUUUUGCUCCCUUUCAAUGGUGAAGGCUAAUCCCCUUGGGAUUUGCCGUUUCGACAAAAUCUUUCAGUUAGGAGAUUCAAUUUCAGACACUGGAAAUUUGAUCCGUGAGAGGAGGGUGGGGCCCGCCACGGCCUAUGGACGCCUACCCUACGGCCAAGACUUCUUCCACAGGACACCCACUGGCCGUUGUUCCAAUGGUCUUCUCAUGAUUGAUUUCAUAGCAAGAGCCGCAGGACUUCCUCUUCUGCACGCGUACAAGGACCCAAAAGGGGAAUUCAGUCACGGGGUCAACUUUGCUGUGGCGGGCUCCACAGCCUUACCGUUAGACACGCUGGCUGCCAUGCGUGUAUUCUCCCCCGGCACAAGGAGCUCUCUCCACGUCCAGUUGGACUGGCUUUUCACAUAUCUCAACUCCACAUGCACUCAUCAUCAUCAAGAUUGUGUGGAGAAAGUCCAGAACGCCCUCUUCAUGGUGGGUGAAAUUGGAGGCAACGACUACAAUUUCGCGACAUUUCAGGGGAAGAAGUCGAUGGACGAGCUGAGGCGCAUGGUGCCGCGAGUGGUCAAAACCAUUCUCUAUGGUGUUAGGAGAACAAUUGAGUUGGGGGCAAAGAGAGUGGUGGUGCCCGGGAACUUCCCAGUCGGCUGCAUCCCGAUUUACAAGACCGCUUUCCAAACAAACAAUUCAUCCGCAUACGACAAUAACGGAUGCUUGAAGCAUUUAAACGAGUUUGCAGAGUACCACAAUCGGGAGCUUCAAAACGGGAUUAACAGGAUGAUCCAAGAAAAGCCGAAUGCAAUCAUUGUAUACGCCGAUUACUACAAGGCAUACGAGUUCCUCCUCCAUUUCGCAAAGCAUCAUGGAAUGGAUUGGGAGAGGGCGUGCUGUGGGAUUGGGGGAAAGUACAAUUUCAACACGGGGAGAAUGUGUGGGGCCCGUGGAGUUCCGGUUUGUAGGAAUGCUCAUAGGUAUGUGAGUUGGGAUGGGAUCCACAUGACUCAACAAGGUUACCGGAUUAUGUCUGGCUGGUUGGUUCGCGACCUGCUCCCCAAGCUCCAUUGCUUGGAGAGGCUGCCCUGA